Messenger RNA from Bufo gargarizans (Asiatic toad), 9891 nucleotides. It is a transcript of the gene MYO15A, whose product is annotated as myosin XVA. The coding region runs from base 1 to 9207 and encodes 3068 amino acids. Gene Ontology annotation, molecular function: ATP binding; protein binding; cytoskeletal motor activity. NCBI's taxonomy places the organism in Eukaryota, Metazoa, Chordata, Amphibia, Anura, Bufonidae. The record is from RefSeq and is a predicted model, not a curated record. Gene Ontology annotation, cellular component: myosin complex; cytoskeleton. The transcript has 60 exons.
AUGGGAGGCAAAAAAGGUGAUGCGAAACCAGCCAAGAAAGGUGGUGGAAGGGAAUCGCCCUCCAAGGCUGACCCCAAGAACAAAAAUGAGAAGAAAGGGGGAAAAGGUAAAGAAAAAGAUGAGAAAAAGAAAGAUGCCAAGAAAGCGAAGAAAGAAAUAGCAAGUGAAGAGGAAGAGGAGGAAGAAGUGUCAGAGACAGAAAAGGGUAAAAGCGAAGAAAACAAAAAUGAAGAAGAAGAAGAAGAUGAAGAUAUUGCACCAGUGCCUAGAGGUAGGAGAGGGAGAGAAAAAGGUGUAGCAGCCCUAAAGGGGGCUUCUAAAGCGGUGGCUGGUAUGAACAAAGGUAGAGGUAAAAGUGAUCCAGUACAAGAACCAGAAGUCUCUAAAGCAAAGGGACAAAAAAGAGAUUUAGCAAGAGCUCAACUGAAAGGAGCAACCAAGGCCAUGGCUGGACUGGCCAAAAAAACAGCAGCUCCUCCUCCGAGGAAAAAGAGUCUGAAGGCGACAUCAAAACUUUUCAUGAAAUUCAGCAAUCUAAAACCAAAGAGAUCAAAAAAAGGUCACUUCAAGACAGCAUCAAAACUAUUUAUGGGCUUGAGAAGAAAGUUUGCUGCUUCAUCUCUACUAGAUAAGAAGAAGAAGUCAGCUGCAAUGUUGAAAAAAACAUCCAAGCUUAUGGUUGGUUUACGGAAAAGCUCAAAGAAACCAUUGCCAAAAGAUAAAGGACCUAGCGACGAUGGAUCAAGACAAAAGCCUUCGUUUUUACUUAUACGAUUAGGAGGUAAUGCUCCAAAACCUGACCCACUAGAAAAGAAAGGACCCGGGAAACUGUUUGGGGGUUUAUUUGGCCGAAAAAAAGCAAAAGCUAAAUUCAAACCGAAAGCUAAAUUGCUUUCUAAAGUAUCCACAGCUGCCAACUGGUUGACCAGAAGAUUUCUGUCCAAAAGGAAUAGAUAUUUUCAGAAUGAGUUUGCCAUACAAGAUGCUUGGCUUAGUAGGAUGGGAGCACACAAGCUCCCAUUCCCUUCACAGGAGGAACUUGAAAGACAUAGGGAAAAUAUGAAACGGUUUCCAGGUGAACACAGAUUCUAUGGCCAAUAUGAAGAUGUUUAUGGACAUCCUAAGAACUUUGAAGCCUAUCGACACCAAAGAUUCCCAACGCAAAGAUAUUUACAAAAUGGGCCUGGAAGACAUGAUGAUGCGUCCGUUGGCUAUUACAACUACGAGGACGAAGGGUAUGAUUUUGAUGAAAAUGGAUAUUACAAUGAGGAUGAGGAAUUUCCAUUUGCACAUAAUGGUCAAUUUCCAGCAUAUGCUGGAGCAGAUGAAGAGUAUAAUGAUUAUUCUGGGUACCCUAUGGAAGAUGACUACACUUCAUAUCAAGAGAGUAUGGAGUAUUGUGAUGAAGGCAGCCAUCUGCUUAAGAGUCAAAACUCGCAUUUUCAAUAUGAGGUAGAUGUCCAUAAUCCCCACAAUGUAUAUUCAACAUACGGUUAUGAUGGGAAUCAGAUGAGUUACUCUCAGGAUCCAAGGAAUCCAUAUGAUCCACGGGAAAAUGAGAGUGAGUCAUUUGGUAAUUUUGAAGGACACCCUCCUUAUUCUGACAUGGAAGAAUCAGAUGACUACAAUAACUACCCGGGUGCAAUGAACCACACUGACUACAUGAUAUCUCCAUAUGCAGAGCCAUUAAACCCAUACGCUCAACCUAUGGAUGAUAUCAUAGACCAUGAUGAUCCAGAAGAAAUGGAACAAAGUCAUCAUCGAUAUUAUGAAUCUGAAGACCAGCUAGAAGAACACUCUUCAACUUUAUCCCAAAAUAGAAAAUAUAAACUGUUCCCAAGACCACAAGUGAAACUUUUUGGGCGAGAGAAAUUAGAUGUUCCACUACCUCCAUCUCCACGUAUAUCGUUUACAGAUUUUGAUUAUGAAGAAGAUCAAGAUGGUGAAGACGAACCUUUACUUUCACCACAACAGCCUAGAAAUACAAGACCACUUGUUGGUAAAUCUCUUUUCGCAAAAUCAAUUCAAAGGAAUUUAAGCCAGCCACAUCCAAGAGGAGUGCAAAAGAUGCUCUCUACAAAACCAAUUGGAAAAAAAGUAAAUACAUCCCAUUAUCAAGACAAUUACCAGGAGUCUGAGUUGCAAGAGUACUCCCCAAGAGCAUUCGGUAGCCCUUUGGGACAAUUUAUGAAAAAGUCCCUUUUCCCUAAGCCAAUCUUAAAACGUAACGAGCAGCAGUUUCAAAGACGGACACUUUCUCCACCACCGAGGAAUCCCUUCGCAGAGACAUCAUUUGAAAGGUCACAGUCUCCUGUUCCUUUCCUAAAACGUGCUCAAAUGCCAUCUCCUAAUAAUGACCAUCGGAUGGGCAAAAACCACUCAGCACAACAAUUAGAGUCCUUGCAGAAAGAUUUGGCAGAUGAGCAGAAUUCCACUUUACCAUACCAUAAACGAUUCGGCCAUAAACUGGCCGAUGCAACCCAUGAGGAGCCCCCAAAACGCUGGGCCAAGCCAGGAGCAGGACGAGAAUGGGGCCCAAGAUAUGACGCAACUGGAAUUCUAGAGGCGACACCGCUGCUGGAAUCAUUUGGAAAUGCCAAAACAGUCCGGAACGACAAUUCCAGCCGGUUUGGAAAAUUUGUGGAAAUUUAUCUGGAGGAAGGUGUCAUUUGUGGUGCCAUAACAUCCCAAUACCUGCUUGAGAAAUCAAGAAUCGUAUUUCAGGCCAAAAAUGAGAGGAAUUACCACAUUUUCUAUGAGAUGUUGGCUGGUCUCCCCUCUCAACAGAAGCAGGCGUUCUACCUUCAGGAUGCUGAAACCUAUUACUACCUAAAUCAGGGAGGUAACUGUGAGAUUCCUUCUAAAAGUGACGCUGAAGACUUCCGAAGACUCCUGAAUGCCAUGGAAUCUCUCAGCUUCAACAUGGAAGACCAGGAUAGCAUCUUUCGAAUUCUCUCUUCUAUCCUGCACUUGGGGAAUGUCUAUUUUGAGAAAUAUGAGACCGAAUCCCAGGAGGUGGCUUCAGUUGUGAGUGCAAGUGAGAUUCGAGUGGUGUCUGAACUACUGCAGAUAUCCCAUGAGGGUCUACAGAAAGCCAUCACAUAUAAAGUGACUGAAACAAUGAGAGAAAAGAUCUUCACUCCCCUCACGGUGGAGAGUGCUGUUGAUGCCAGAGAUGCAAUUGCCAAGAUUUUAUACUCCCUGCUCUUCAGCUGGCUGACAGAUCGAAUUAACAAGCUUGUCUACCCCAAACAAGAUGCUCUGUCCAUUGCCAUACUGGAUAUUUAUGGCUUUGAGGAUCUGAACUUUAACAGUUUUGAACAACUGUGCAUCAACUACGCAAACGAGUACCUGCAGUUCUUCUACAAUAAGAUUGUGUUUAGAGAGGAGCAGGAGGAAUACAUCCGUGAGCAGAUUGAUUGGAGGGAAAUUUCCUUUGUGGAUAAUCAGUCCUGUAUAGAUCUUAUUUCCCAGAAGCCUUAUGGAAUCCUGAGGAUCUUGGAUGACCAGAGCGGCUUCCCACAGGCCACAGACCACACCUUUCUCCAGAAGUGUCACUACCACCAUGGCACCCAUGAGCUCUACUGCAAGCCAAAGAUGCCGCUCCCUGAGUUUGGGAUCAAGCAUUUUGCUGGGAAAGUUACUUACCAGGUCCACAAAUUUUUGGAUAAAAACUAUGACCAAGUGAGACAGGACGUUCUGGAGCUUUUUGUCAGCAGUAAAGUGAAGGUGGUGGCCGACCUGUUUUUUAGCCACGCUCAGGUGUUGGCGCAGCAGAAAAGCAUGAUGGGUAAAAGCAAUACUGUGACCCGGAAGAUGAAGGCUCAAACCGUAGCCGCAAAGUUCCAGCAAUCCCUCCUGGAGCUGGUGGAGAAGAUGGAGAGGUGCAAUCCAUUUUUUAUUCGAUGCAUCAAACCUAACAGCAAAAAGGAACCUUGCCUCUUUGAACCAGACGUUGUGAUCAGUCAGCUGAAGUAUUCUGGUAUUUUAGAGACCAUCAGAAUCCGGAAAGAGGGAUUUCCAGUCCGGAUCCCUUUCCACAUCUUUCUCAGCAGGUAUCGCUGUGUCAUGGACCUCGGACGGAAUAUCCACGCUGAUGGGCCCAUAUGCGUCACUGUGUUGAGAAAGCUGUGUCCAUCUGUUCACCCCACCUCGUACUGCAUCGGAGUGAGCAAGCUCUUUAUGAAGGAGAACCUCUACCAACAGCUAGAGAGCAAACGAGACCAACUGAUGAACAAGGCGGCUAUAACCCUCCAGCGCUAUGGGCGCGGGUACCUGACCCGGAAACGCUACAGGACUCUGCGGUACAGAAUCAUUCAACUACAGGCCCUGGCCCGUGGUUACCUGGCAAGGCAGAAGUUUCACAACUGGAGAAACAGUAUGUUGAAAUUUCGAGCCCUGGUCCACAUGUACGUGAAUCGGAGGAGAUACCUGAGGAUGAAGUCCGAAGCUCGCAGGCUGGCGGAAGAAGAGCGCAGGAGGGCAGAGCAGGAGCUGACGAAGAGAGAAGUGUUUAAUGUGACUCAUCUAGAGAUUCCAGCAGAGCUGGCCGGCCUCCUCCGCACAGCGACAGCCCAGAAGAACAUCAUGAUGGAGUAUGUAACGCCUACUCACAUCCCAAGGGUGCAGGCCUUCACCCAGCUCACCCUGCCCCUGGACAUUAACAACUACCCUAUGUUCAAAUAUGUGCGAGUUUUUUUCAGGGAACCUAUGUUUGGGAUGUUAGCAAUGACACUUGGAUCUUCACUGCUGCCUGUUGAAGAUGAUCUGAAGCCACAAGCCAUUACUUCCUUCAAACUGGUGUUGAGGUUCAUGGGUGACCCGUUUCUCAACGAAGUCCAGGAGAUCUUAUUUGGCAAUUACAUCAUCCAAAAGGGAUUGUCUAAUAUGGGACUGCGGGAUGAGAUCCUUGUUCAAAUAGCCAAUCAGGUGUGGAGGAACACCAACCCAAACAACGAGGAGCGGGGCUGGUACCUACUGGCCUCUUGUCUCAGCAGCUUUGCUCCAUCCCCGAACUUGGACAAGUAUCUUCUGAAAUACGUCUCCGACUAUGCUUAUAAUGGAUAUAAGCCGAUCUGCCAACACAAGCUGAUCCUAGCAAUUCAAAAAUCUCAGCAGGGCUCCGAAACUGCGAGGACCUUCCCACCCUGUUUAAUGGAGUGGACAGCAAGCAGAGAGAGAGCCAACAUGGCCUUGGACAUUCAUUGCUUUGAUGGCGCUAAGAUGUUAUGUCCCAUCCACUCGUGGACCGAUGGCGAGGAGCUGGCAGGGGAUGUCCUUCGACACAGGGGGGUGACUGAAGGCUGGAGAGGAUGGUCGUUAUGUUUAAAGGAUGGCGGACAGUGGUCAGAACUGGCGGGCCAUGAUUAUGUCCUGGAUCUGAUCUCCAAUGUGGAAUUGCCCAGAGAAUUCCCCAAACAGAAAUCGUAUUUCAUCACUUCAGAAGCAGCGCAUGAGAACAUUGAAAGACGCAGCGCGGUGUUUGGGAACAAGUCUGAGAUGGAUGAAAACGUCCCUCCACCACCUAUGAUGAAAGCGCCAUCUCUACCACCGCAGGGGGUUCCAGAGUCAGAAGGUUAUUACAGUCAUGAUUCAGACACGUUCAGCGAGCCGCCUUCACAGAAAGGCAUGGAUCAUUACUUAGACAGCCUGUUUGAUCCCGUUCUGUCCUAUGGAAAUGGGGAUCUGGAAAAGCUGACCGCAAUGUCCCAAAAAAUGAAAGGUGGCGGAGGCGUGGGAGGCAGGGGUGGCACAGGGGUACCCGGAGAAUCCACUUUACCUGGUGAGGCAUCACACCGUACAGAGAAGAGCAUGUACACUCAGCAACAAGCUUAUAUCAACCAGCAGGCCAUGAUACUGGCCCAGCAGAUGACCAUGCAGGCCAUGGCUCUGCAGCAGCAAAUGGUCAGCAAUUCCUCUGUAGGUCCUUCCGUGUCCGGCACCCCAAAACACAGCUUCAGGACUCCAUCCAGCAGAGGCAAUUCUUACAGGGUGACACCUACAGUGGCCCCGAUGCCCAGGGAGCCAAGCCAGAGAAAUGUCGUGAAUGGAUCUUCCUACAGGACCCAAACACCCCCAACCAGAGGGAGCUCUUUCAGUCAAAGGCCGGGCCCCUCCAACCAGGUGAGGCAGGAAGAUCUCGUCCAUCACAGCGCGCUAAAUUCAGAACAUUUUUCCGAGCCAUCACACAACAUUAAGGAUAUCAUAAACCAGUACAAACUGCCGGGAGUGACCAGACCUCCACCUGUUCCAGUAAGGAAGGAGCCCCCUAAAAUUUUUGGAAGGAAAAUGGACCCACACGAGGAAGCUUUAAAUAUACUUAAAGGGCAAAUGUCUAAUCGACCACUUGCUGGACCUUCACCGGUCUCCAAUAUGUCUUAUGUCCCUAAGGCUUCUAGAGACACUGUUGCUUUGGUAAAACCCGUCCCCAGCAUCAGACAAAAGAAGCCCGCCAGCCUACCGCCGGUCAGCGCCGUCAGACCCACCACAGCCCCUGCAGUGUCAGUGUCACGGGAGCUGUCAGAGGAGCAAGAAAAUAUCCAGACACAGUUGCACCGGCAGUACAGCGAGGAGUUUUACACCUACAGAAACGUGUCCUGGAGGAUCUACAUCAGGAAAGAGGUUUUCUACCCCAGAGACAGCAUCAACAACCCACUAAUCCUGGACCUCAUCUUCAAGCAGAUCAUUAACGACACCUUGUCCGAGAGCUGCAUCAGGAUCAACCAGGAGGAGAGACAGAAAAUGAGAUCUCUCUUAGCGGAGUACAGGGUGGAUUCAGCCAACGCCAUUGCAGAUGACAUAGUAAAAAAAAAGGUGGUGUCCGCUGCCCGGGAGGAGUGGGAAGUGUAUUUCUCAAGGCUUUUCCCGGCUGCUGGCAGUGUCGGCACCGGUGUGCAGAUUCUCGGGGUUUCUCAUAUUGGAAUAAAGCUCCUGAAGAUGCUGAAGAGCGGAGGCAACACCCCGGAACAGCUGCGAGUCCUGAGGAGUUACAGUUACACGGAUAUCAUGUUUGUCACCGUACUUUCUAAGAACAUGCUGGAGUUUAACAUGACCAAUGAGAAGCUUAUCCUGUUCUCGUCGCGGUCCAGUCAGGUGAAGGGCCUGGUAGAUUGCUUCUUAAUGGAACUCAAGAAGGAUUCUAACUAUGUUGUUGCUGUGCAAAAUUAUGUAACCGAAGGCAAAAGUUCCCUGAGCUUCCAUAAAGGAGACAUCAUUCGACUGCAGCCUAUGGAAGGACUGCAGCAAGGCCAAAGCUAUGGCUGUGUCGUUAGAAAGAAGGUGAUGUAUUUGGAGGAGCUGAAACGUGGCACUCAGGAUUUCGGCUGGAAAUUUGGGGCCCUUCACGGCCGGUCGGGAUUGUUUCCGGCUCAGUGUGUCCAGCCAGUAGCCGCUCCAGAUUUUGUGAACCUACCAGCGGAUAGAAAAGAGGAGCCAAGAAAUCGCUAUAGUCGAGCGGCUGCAUCUGCGGCAGUGGCUGUAGCCGUGGCUUCGACUGCCGUGGCUCAUGAAUUUGACAAAAAGAUGGAUGGAUCGCCUACCCCGAGCGAAUAUGCCGAAAGUUUGGAUGAAUAUACAGAGGUGGACACCUCGGAGAUUGUGCUACAGGGAAGCUCGUAUAACAUGGUGGAAUUUGCCAAAAAGUAUUUCCGAGAGGGUCAGAGGAUGUUGGUGCAAGAAGAGGCGGCUAAGACGCCAGGUGAAUCUUCUAAACAAGGAUCAAAGAAAAGCCAAGAGCUCAGGGACCCGGCCGACAUGGUGAAAUUUACCAAGAACCCCAUACAGGAGUCACUUAUAGAGUUCAGUGACAGCAGCAUCAACAGAAUCGCCUCUGAACUUUUCCUAGCUGUGAUGAGGUUUAUGGGCGAUGCUCCGAUGAAGAGUCAGUCUGAGCUGGACGUGGUGGUCACAGUCCUGAAGCUGUGCGGCGACCAUGAAGUCUUGAAGGACGAAGGAUACUGUCAAAUCAUCAAACAGAUAACAGACAACUCCAGCACAAAGACGGACAGUUGUCAGAGAGGAUGGCGGCUCCUGUACAUCCUCACCGCCUAUCACAGAUGCUCUGAAGUCCUCAAGCCAUAUCUGUUCAAGUUCCUUCAGGACACGUGCCGAAGUCCAGGCCUGCACUUCCAAGGGAUCGCAAAAGCCUGUGAGCAAAACCUACGUAAAACCCUGCAGUAUGGAGGGCGAUCGGAACACCCCAGUGCAAUGGAGCUAAAAGCCAUGGUGGCCGGGAGAAGCUCCAAGAGGCAGCUCUUCCUUCUGCCCGGAGGAAUUGAGCGACAUCUCAAGAUAAAGACUUGUUCUGUGGCGUUCGAUGUCAUAGAGGAGAUCUGCACAGAGAUGGGGGUGCACAGGGACGAGGCGUAUAACGAAUAUGCCAUCUUUGCUGUGACUAAUAGGGGUCAAAAUGUGAGGCCCAUUAACAGGAAGGAGUACAUCCUGGACGUGUCUGCAGAGAUGGAGCAGAUUGACACCAACUACAUGUUUUGGUUCAGACGCGUCAUCUGGGCGCAACCACUCAAGUUUGAGAACGAGUUAUAUGUGACCAUGCACUACAACCAGGUGUUGCCGGAUUAUUUGAAGGGACUAUUUAAUGUCUUUUCUCAUGCUAAACCCACUGAGCAGCAGUUUCAGCAGAUCUCGAGACUGGCAGCUCUGCAGCAUCGUGCCAAGGACAGCGUCUACCUGCCUACUGCUCGGGAGGUGCAGGACUACAUCCCCAGUCAGUACUACAAGGUGGUAAAGCCUCAGUCUUGGCUGAACAUGGUGAUGCAGCACAUGCAACAGAUCCAGCCCCUCAGCCCUCACCAGGGGAGGGCGCAGUUCUUAGGCCUGGUCAGUGCAUUCCCCAUGUUUGGCUCAUCCUUCUUCUACAUCCAGAGCUGCAGCAACAACAUGGUCAUCUCUCCGUGUAUCCUGGCCAUCAAUCAGAAUGGACUGAACUUCCUCAACAAAGAGACCCACGAGCUGAUGGUGACGUUCCCCAUGAAGGACAUCCAGAGCACUAGGACCCAGCGCCCUGCGCCAGGAUUCAGCUACCCUUAUGUUGACAUCAUGCUGGGUGAUAUGAUGUCACAGCGGGUAACACAACUGCAGCUGGAGCAGGGUUUGGAGUUGUGCAGGGUGGUCGCUGUUCACAUGGAAAACCUCCUUCUGAGUCGCGAUAAGCGGCUAACGCUCCCUCCCAGCGAGAUCACUCUGCUCUGAUCGUCGCCGUGAUGGCCGCAACGGUUUCACUCUGCACUUUAAAAACUUGGAAGAUUUGUAUACGUGUAUGAACCUCACGCAUGGUGCUAGAUGUAAUCACAGCAAGGCUAUGCUCAGUAUAGGGGCAGCCGCUAUGGGGCCCAUAGAUAGAAGGGCCCCAGUUCAGGUUGGUUCCAUGCCCUAUGGAUGAUUUUAUAGGCACCACCAUGUUACGUUGUGAUCACUGGAGAUGAUGGGGAUCCCACCUUUAUUGAGUUCAAUGAUAAAAUUCUGUCUCCCUGCAGCCACCACUAGAGGGCGCUCACUACAUCCUGAUUAAAAGGGUUUUCCCAGGACUUUUUUAAAAAUCAUUAUCUGAUUGGUAAGGGUCCCACACCCAGGACCUCCGCCGAUCAGCUAUUUGAGAAGGCACCGGCGGUACCGCCGCAGCCUUCUCUCAGCUUGCCAAGCACAGCGCCGUACAUUGUAUAACGGCUCUGCUUGGUAUCGCGCUCAGCCCCAUUCACUUCAAUGAGAUUGAGCUGCACCUAGGUCAUGUGACCGAUGAAUAUGACAUCACAUUGACUGGGCAAAGCGGCAAGAAGGCUGCGGCUCAAACAGCUGAUCGAUGGGGGUGCUGGGUGUCACCCAGCACCCACUGAUCAUCACUUAAAGGGAACCUGUCAGCGGGAUUUUGUGCAAAGA